CCAUCGACAACUAGGGUCAUUUAGGGCCAAACAAUGAUAUUGUUUAGUAUAGAUAUAUUUAAAUGAUGCUAAAGGAUGGAAAAGAAUUGAAGUUUUCAGUUAAUCUAUUUAUUUUUUCAUUUGUUUUUCACUUUUGAGAGUAUGUAGUAGUGUGGUAUAGUGUGACUUUGUGUCCUGAUAUUAUCAUGUCAUUUUGUUUUAAUAAAAUGUAAGAUAUAUGUAUACAACAUGAUAAUAUCAAAGGAAGAUAAUUCAAUAUUAAAAGAUCUAUAAAAAAUAGAAUAAAAGAGAUAACAAUUUAAAGGUUAUAACACUAUAUUAUAGAAAUGAAUCUUCAAUUACAUAUAUACAUAAAGAUUGAAGUACAAGCUUAUAAUAGUGUGUGAUAGCAUAUAAGGUUGUUCUAUCACAUUUUCAAUAAAACAAAAUUAAUUCAAGUUGCACUCUCUUUGUAGUAUAGCAAGCUACUUUCAGUAGUCAGAAAAAUUGGCAUUACGCCAACAUCUCCUUUUUAUUAGACUGUAUGCUUGAGAUAGCAGCUAUAGCUGCAUAGAAUAUUUGCCAGCAAACUUGGCAGACUGCCAGACUGCAAGAGCCUGCCUCAUUAAACCCUAAGAUACUACAGAUAUUUAGAGUCCUAAAAGGGUGUGUAAAAUUGUCAGAGUGGACUGUUAGAGGGAGAAUCAUUAUAUAACUAUUCAUAUCUAACUGGAAACAGAUGUUGAAACCAGUUUUUUUUUUAUCCUGUGACAGUUUUCAUCUUUAAUUUGUUUCACAUGUGAUCUGAUGUUAGGUAGAUUUUCUAUUCAUUGUCAGUGCAGCAUGAUGAAUUAUUUAUGGUAUUGCAUUUCCCUCUCAGACAGCAUAUUAAUACAUAUAAACAGAUUUUUUUUUCAAAGGUGUAAAUUGGUUUUCAGUGUGGAAAAGCCUACUGAUGAGUAACAUGUUUAGUGGGAUGUGUUGUGAAGAUAGAUUUUGGAACUGAACCAAACUCUUGUACAUGCAGUGUAUAUAUACAUACAUGUAUCUAGUGACAUUUAUUUUGAUGUACUCAUUGAUCAGAAUCGGAUCAAGCAGAAAUAGUACACAAUUUGAUUGUGCAUUUGAAUUGGAAAUAAUCAAGGUUUUUGUGAAUGAUUUCAGAAUAGUCAUUAGACCUAUCUGGUAAGAUUUAAAAUAUGGUUUUAAUUAAUAUCAGGAACAUACAUUUAUUUCUACUUUUCCUGUGUUUUGAUGUACUAACAGAUACCUUAGUUGGGAGGUAAAUUUUGGUUCCAUAAUUAUCAUUUGUUUCUCAUUUCUGUCAUUAUCAGGUACAAGAGGUUUAAAUUGCACAUGGAUGCUGAGUCAAAACUGGGUCAUUCAAAUUCAACACAGUCAACUCCAGGUCAACAAGUAUACUGACUGGUCAACUCAAGGUGGAUCAUCACUAGAACAGGAACACAAGAGACAUCACAGGCUUUGUAAUGUUUGUCUGCACUUCUUUCCGUAAAACAAGAUCCUGAUGAACAACACCAACCUACAGGCACCAUGCAGGUUCACAUCAAAAGAGAGAGAAAUGAUGAUAAAUAUUCGGCAUGUGAAGGAGUAUCAGCCACCCCACAGAAUGGUCACGUGACUUCCCAACAUGUCGGGGGUCAGCAAGAUGGCUUUCCAAAUAACCGACCUCCCCCGCCCCUUAUAGAGGCAUCGCAGGUGGCAGGACUGAACAAUCAGUAUCUGCAGAAUGGAAUAAUUGCUAGGCAGAUGUCAGGCAACCAAGAUCCUCAACAUGCAAAAUUGGCUGAACCAGUGAAACAAAAAGUUCCAGAAACACAAAUAGAUUAUCCAAGCUUUAAGGGUAUGUUUGGGUGGACGACAAUCGAUGGUGUCAAUGUGCCUUAUAUUUUCCGAAAGGACAGAAAAUUUAUGUCAGUUAGAGUUGUUGAACAGAAAUUGUUAAGUCGCUAUCCAAACUCUUAUCCAGAUGAACUGGGCAAACAUCAGCCUCUUACUAGUUACUUCAUCACUACACAUGAGGCAAAACUUCUCAACGAAAUCAACAUAGUGCAUUGUGGGGGAGAGUUCGGACAAAAGGAAUUUAACACCAAAGAUUUGAUAGUGUUAUUGGAAGACUUCAGUGAGUUCCACAACCUUGUGAAAAAGACAUUCCCGGAACACAUUGUGAAUGCACCACCACAGCACCAGAUCAACCAAGCAAUGGUCCAGGAGAGCAAAACCCAGGGCUGUGGCUGGAUACAAGUCAACAAUACUGUCACCCCCUACAUCAACAAAAACAAAGACAAGUAUGUGCCAUUAUCAGUGAUGAGAUAUGCUGCCUCACUUAAUGUCCCUGCACAAGGUAUACUCCCUGAACCUGAGGAAUGUAAUCUGUUAAACAAAGCCUGUAAAGAGGUUGGGUUUAAUUUCUCGUUCUCCAAGACCACCAGGGUGGUGUCCCUUACUGAAGUCAUGAAACAUUUCCCCAUUACAGUUAUCGACCUUCCAUCGGACAAUCCGCUAGAGUAUGCACAGUAUGUGGAGGUUCCAGCCAUAUCUCAGCAACCAGUACAAUCAAUGGCCAACAUGCAACAACAACAGCAACAGACUGAUGCAAGACCUCAUCUUAAUCAUGCAUAUCUACAAUCGGCCAAGGAACUAGGGCAGGGACAACACAUGCAGACCCAGAUAGCUCCAGACAGGUUUCCCCCUCCCACAAGGGGGCCUGGCCCACCUGGAGGGCUCCAUCCUGCCUUCAUGGAUCCACGUUACAUGUUUUCAUACAACAGAUUCCCUUAUAAUGUGUACAAUGUGCCAAGUGGUCCCCCAAAUGUGACUGUGAAUCCUAUGUCUAAUGGCUUUGGUGGUAGCGGUCAGAUGCCAAUGCCACCUCCACCCUAUCAACACAACCAUCAGAUGAAUGGUCAGGUGAGACCACCACAGGCAGUUAUGGGUCAACAGAAAGGACCUUCACCUUCGCGGAGUUCAGGUGCCAGCAUUACAGCGAAUGGAGGCCCAGUGCAACAGAGACCUCCAAGCACUAGUCGGUCUUCGUCCUCAGUCUGGCAUGACCAAACCAGCAAGCAGCAAAUAUCUCCAGGCAGGGGCAAGAUGCCAUACUCUCGCUCACCAAACAUAUCACAUCAACAAUAUCAAUCACAACACCAGCAAAUGACUCCAGGGAAGCCCAUGUCAGCACAGUCAUCAGCUAAUCAUGCUAGAGUGGGGCCACCUGGGGCACACAUGCAAUCAAACUUAUCAAGACAGUCCCCACAUAGGGUUGUUGGUAAUCCCAAUCUCAGUCAAAAUGGUGUUGUGCCUCCUGGCCAACCUAUCCCUCCUCCUCCCCUUAUGUCAGGUCCUCACACUGGACCCAUGGGCAGCAUCUCGCGUAAAUCUCCUCAGUCAUGUCCUCCACUCACCACCUCUGCCAACAAUGGCCUUCCAAACAGUAGGUCAAGACACAGUAGUGGAACAUCACCAGUACUAGACCAACAAAAUGGUGUAAAGUCUCCUACAUCUCAGGUUGUAUCUCCAGUGUCUGGAGUGCAGACCGGACAGGGCAAGACAGAUGAGAAAAGUGAUAGAAAAUCAGAAGUGCCUUCUCUGACUGAAUGCAUUAAGGGUGUGUGGUUAGGUGGCAAAAGCAUAUCGUGCAUGCAUCUGAAUGGACCCAAGCGUACUGGCAAGUUCUGCCUGGUGGAGGCUGUGUGUAAGCUUUACUUCAAUGGUUGUAGUGUCAAUGAGUUUCUAUUUGCUUUGGAGAAUGUGUUAAAUGUUCCUCUUGUGACUUGCACAGAUGAAGAGGAAAAAGCAUUUAUUCAUUACUAUAGUUUACCUGUUACUGUUUUAAAAUGCAACAAAAUGAUUGAUUUUGAUGACUUGGAAAAGUUCUUCCCUCAACUGACUUAUGUAUUUCGAGGUAAAAUAGGAUCAACAGAACCUCACAAGACACUGUCUCAAAAUGGUAGUGCGCAGACACAGUCACCUGAUAAAACAAACAAUGGUACUUCCACUGCUACAAAUCAUGAAAACCAAAAUGGAGACCAGACUUUCGUUCAGCAGAGAAAGAGGGCCAACUCCAGUAUGCCCCCAGGUCAAUCCAAACUACCUUGUCGACGUCUUGACGAAGCAGUGCGGAAACUCCACAGCCAGCAGAAGAUAAAUGACAGUGGUGAAGGAUUGGAGGCUGGUAAUGGUGAGAAGACUGGAGGAUCUGUCAUAGUGCUGGACUAGGUAUCACUUCAGUAACAGUGCAGGGAUGUCAUCAUGCCACAACAGACAUUGAGUAUUAGAAACAGCAUAGAGCUCAACAUCUCUUCAAACUUUUGUCUCUGAGAAAAGUUCAAAUAAAGUGAUUGUUCAUAUUUUUUCAUAUUACUGUAUUCAAUAACAUGAGAAAACAUAACAACCAAGUGGCUGCAUACUGAUAACACGUUAUUGCCUGGUAAUUUUGAAAGAUGAAGAUCUAAGGCUAUUCAUCAGCCCAGACAAUAUAAUUGUCGCUGAUUAAUAGCUGUAGUUAUUUAUCCUCCAACCAGCCCAAUAAAUUAUUAUCAGUAUGAGCCAAUAUAGCUAGUUAGUAGUGCUGUCCAUAACUACAGUAGUUAUUAUCUUGAUUUGUUCACUAUUUAUCUGACUGAAUAUGUGUGACUGCAUUUUACCGGCAUAUUCUCAUAUUUUACCAAAGAGUGUGUGAAAUAAUUGUCAGGAACUUUGCCAAAGUUAUGACUACUUUUGGUUUUGUAUAUCAGUAUUACAAUAUUUAAGAAUAGUGUAUUAAUGUUGACAAAUUCAUUUUAUAUAUGUAGGAAAACGAUGCAGAAACUGAUGCAGACAAAUAAGAUACAUACUGAUAGUGCUUCCUAGCAAGUGUAUGUUUACCAAGCUGUAAACUGCACUAGCUUUUUAUCCUUUUUGUUUCUCAUGCUGUAUAUACAAAUGUAUAAUGUUUUCUAGUGAGUUGGAGAAGGACUAUUAAAGAUAUAUAUACAUCCAUGUAUGCAUUUCUGUCUAACCUGACCUUUUGAUAUUAUACUGUUAUGAUAAGUUCUUUUUUUCUUUUUAGUAUUUACAAAGUACUUACUGAAUGGUGUAUCUGUUAUUGAUUAGUUUGAAAUUUUAAGCCUGGAUUGUACAUGACAGUACUACAGUAUUAUGCCAUAUUUUUGUUAAUGUUAUGUUAAGAUAAUUGUGUUCCAGUCACCAUAAAAAUAACAUUGCAAAAUAAUAUCACAGUUCAUCCUGUUCUUAGUACUCAUGCAUCUGACUUCCAAGAGUUCUAAACCGAUUUAGUAUUAAGAUGAAUAUUGUGUGAAGGGAGGCAACUCUAUCACAAAUUGCAGACUGGUUCGAUAGGAUAAUAUUUCUUGAUACUAUUAAGGUAUUCUUUACUGAUUAAUAGCCAUAAAAGCUCAUCUGCCCUGUUGUAUUUCAUCCACUUUUUUUCUAUUUUUCAAAAAAAAAAGAUUGUUUUUUGAUGAAAGAUGAAAGGAUUGCUAAGUAUUUCUAUGAGACCAAAGAAAAAUUGUUUAGAUAAAUCAUUUAAACUUUAGUGAAAUUUGAUGUAUGGAGUAAAUAAUAUAGUGAUAGAUCCAAAAUCUUUCAUCUAAUGCCAUUUAAUAACAUAAAGAAAAUGGCAGAAUAAGGCUGAACUGAAAUAUAAUUAAGUAACAAUUCUCACCUGUUAGAGAUUGUCGUUAUGCACUAAGGAGGUUUAUUUUAAAUAAACCAAAAAUUUAAACUGACAUGCUUGUACCCUUUUGUACAUCCAUAGCUAUAACUAUUCUGAUUAUUGCCUGUUGACAAUCAAACACUUUUUACUUUUUUUUAUUAGGAGUAGGAGAUUGAUGUUUGUCAUUCAGUUGACUGUGUAAUUAUUUUCAGAUUUGAUUUGUUCAUAUUUGUCACAAUUUGUUUUUCAGAGGACUGAAUUAAAAUGUUGAAAAAAGUUACUGUAAUCUUCCAUUUGAAAAAAAACUUAACUUUUUAGUUUAAUGUUAAUGUACAUAUUUCCUUUUUGUUGUUUUCUGGAGAGAAAUACACAGUAUUAAUGUUUUACCAAAAUGUAAAUUUGCCUUACUCGUGCUUAAAUAGUCGCUUUGAUGUUUUUGUUUUUCUUUGAUUUUUUUUUCAAAAGAAAUUCUUAUUUUUCUAGUGAUCUUAAUUCUUUUAUUAUGAAAACCAUUUCAGGUACAUUUGUAUCAUGCUGUAUAGAGGUUUGGCUCCAUUUUCUAAAUUUUGGUAAAAUUUACAUCUGUUUGACAAUGUUUCAAAGAUCUAGAGUUUGCACACAGUAUUGAGUAAUGAUAAUGAAUGUCUUUUUUCUUCCACUGUAUUCAGUGGCAUUUUUCUGUUCUUGCAAUCAAACAUCAUCCAUGCCGAUUCAAAAAUAAUCUACUUAUCCAUCAUCAUAAUAAGACAUCCACUUUCUUUAAUUUGAAAGAUGUUUUCUACAGUUAUGCAUUAGUUAUUUGGGCAUUAUUUUUACAGAUUUUACUUGUUCAUUCUGGUGCCAUGAAUCUGGUUUGUGUGAAAUUCAAUUCCUAAUGCUGUAAUCUUUCCAACUACUGUUGUGGAAUUACAAAAUGUAUUUACAUACCUUAUUUUAUGGAUUUUUUGUUUGUUGUGUUAUGUUUAUGAUUUUACAUUAACAUGACUUCAUCGGGGCGACUAGAUAUUUUAUAGCAAAGCAAAUGUCUACAUUUCUAUGUACACCAUGAUUUUUGUUCCUCCAACAAUUUUAUCAUUUAGGUAUAUGUGUGAAAUGGUGAGAAUUAUUAAAGUACAUGUACUUUCUUUGCAUAUUCUUUGAAGAAUACAUAUUAUUGUAUUUUGAUUUAUAACUUGUUUAUUACCAAUAUUAUCAAAUUGAUAGUUCCGGUAAGGCCCUAUUUGUGUUUCUUGCCUUUUAUGUCAGUCCUCCUAAGGACACAUCUUGGAAACACUGCAUUGAGAACCAGUAAAAGCUAAAUUGUCCUCAUGUGUUGAUACACCAGUGAUAAGCCGAUACAUGACUGCCUGUUGUUGUAACCUCUAUUUUCUGAUUCAAUUACUCUUGGCUUUUUGUUUCAUUUUUAUCAGAGCAAGUUUGGGUGUAUAAACUGUGACUGUUUAUGUAGAAAUAUCAGUUUCCAUGGCUAACAUGCACUGAAACUUAGCUCAUCUUACUUCAGCAUUAUAAAUACUGCUGAGCUUGAAUUUCUUCGGUUUCUUCGGUGGCAUUCCAUAACUAAAUGUAAAGUUCAAACUUAUAAUGAUUUGCCUGAAACAUACUCAAUUGGGUUUGGAAUGAUGAGGGUUUAGAAGUAAAAAAAAUUCCAGGCACAUUUGUUUAGGAUCUGAAGUACAUUGAAGGUUCUAUUUCACCCCAGGCUGACUUAUCUUUUCAUUUCAAAAGAACUGUUCAGGAAUUUGAAAGGUGAACAAAAAUGCAAGCAUUAAUUAAAACAUUAGACUUAAAAAGUACCCUGUAGAUAUACCAGCAGUUCCAAUUGACAACCCUGAUGUAAAUAUUACCCCUCUUAAGUUGCCAAAAUAAAACUUCUAUUGAAGUUCUAUACUGGUACCUUUAGUCAAUGGUAGUUCUCCGAACUGUCUUGGUAGUUUGAGGAAAAAGACUUAAAAUUCUCAAAGAAAUUAAGUUUAAUUUAAUUAUUAAUGCACGGGAUACAUUCUGUCCAUCAUGUGAUUGCUUACACAGCUUAAAAUUUCAGUAUAUUUGUGAAAGUUAUUUUACUUAUUAAAGUGUCGAAAAUUCAGCUUGAUAUUCAGACUUUUUCAAACCUUGACCAAUGUUGUAUAAAAUAUAGAUGUACUGCCAAUCUGAUUUAAAUACAGAUCAUUAUAAACUAUUUCUUAAUGUUGUGUACAAUGAUAACCUGCAUUUUAAUCUGAUUGAAAAUACAACUUGUGUGUAAAAAGUAGAAAGAAUGAAUGUGAUGUGAUAUAUAUAUAUUUUUGUAUGACAGAAAUAAGAAGAGAACAAUGGGCAAUGUACAUAUCAAAGUUAUGCCAAUGACAGUAGUUUAUAUGUACAAAAUUUUAAAAAAGAUAAAACAAAUAAAAAAUACAAUAAUUUCAA
Pecten maximus is the source of this 8062-nucleotide messenger RNA. RefSeq lists its product as uncharacterized. The record is from RefSeq and is a predicted model, not a curated record. The transcript has 3 exons. Lineage: Eukaryota; Metazoa; Mollusca; Bivalvia; Pectinida; Pectinidae. Bases 1531 to 4215 code for a protein of 894 amino acids.